AUGUUAAAGAAACCAGACAUGGGACUGAAGAGGCAAUUGUCACGUAGAGUCUCUGUUAUUUCUGGGACCCGCCCUUUCCGGGUACUGGGACGAUUUGCGGGCGUGGUCACAGUCGCGGCGAUCGGAUUUCUAUGUGGUCAUUUGAUAUAUCACCUUUUCGUCACGCCCAAUCACGUGGUUACAGAUUCUGGUGAGUUUGUCAAACGAGGCUCCAGUAAACGCGGGUUUCAUGACGGAAGGCAUGAAGACAUAUCAUUUAAAGGUGUACCGGAAGCGGAAGUGACUUCCUCUACACAAAAGGUGCCACAUGUAAAGACUAAUGUCCACAUGCCACCUCGGGAGAGGGACGGGGUAGAAAUAAAAAAGGACAUGAGUGUUCAAUUUCGUGACUAUAUUCCCAGAAAGGUGUUUGUGAAUUGUGGAGGAACAUUUCCUAUGACUUUGGACUUAUUCCUCAACACAUAUCCCGACGCCUACAAGUUCGACCUGUACACGUUUUUACCGGACGAGUCAUAUGCUCUCUUUUAUCAGAUAUACAAGAGACAUACUCUAUACACACCGACCAUAGUCUCUACACAAAACUUGUCCAUCGAAUCUACCAACAAUGGCUUUGCUAGCAUGGUCGAGCAAAGGGACACCAUGGACACCGUAGAUCUGCCCAGCUGGCUUCUUGCAAACCUUCACCAAGAUGAUUACGUCAUACUCAAGCUAGACAGCAAAUUCGAAAAGGACAUUGUGAAAAGUAUUGGUUUAAAAAACGCCAUUGAGUGGAUUGACAAAUUUUACACAACUUCAAUUGAUAACGCCACCAUUGCCGUUUAUCGCGAUGAACUUGGAAAAUUCAACAAAAAUGUGUCGAUUUGGGAUAAUGCAGCGCAGACCUAUUCCGACUUUGAUAUCGUCAAUUCGCCUGGUAUUCCACAGGGUCUAGGCGCCGUGAUGUCACAGUGUGUAGAACCUGCGGAUUCCGAAAAGUUUGGAUUGUUUCUUUUCUCAGAGUAUUUCACAAAAACUGUCAAUCAAACUCUUAACAUGUUGAUCAUGUACGCUGGUGAACGGAAGGUGGGCGUGUCCUUAUUUCUACCACGUGAUUUCUAUCGCUCAAUAUCUAGUCGAACAUUGCGAGAACUAUCCGAGAUUGUUACACUUGGACUGUUUAUUGGCAACGAAAAUCAGGCUCACACGGGAACAAACAGAAGUGAAGACAUCUCUGAAUUUAAUAGAUAUAGAAAUAUAUAUGCUGAAGCUGCUAGCCAAGUUCAACAUCAUACGGACUCUAUUCUUCAACACGUCAUGGUUUCAACGACGAUAGACCCGGGUAUUUGUCAAAAAAUUACCCAGUCUCGACACGUGACAGUUUUUAAUGAAACCAAACAUAUUACUCACCAUACACAAACUAUCUUACAUACUGGCAUUCUAACGAUGGAUAUGAUUGGACGAAAUCGUGGAGAAAUCCUCGCCGUUGAUUUGACGAGAGACAAUACAGAUAUAUUGACUCUCUACAUGACUAAACGAUUUGAACCAUGGUUAAUUCCAGCUUCUAAAUGUCAGUCUUUGACUAAUGCGAAUUAAAGCUAUAGCUGUAGUCUACACAGCGGUAUUGUUGGGUACUUGAACCAUUGUUGGCACCGUCUCCUAAAUGUCAAAACUAAACAUUUGUAUGUAACUCGGACAUUAUUCGAGGCACGGAAUAACAAGUCCAUGAGUUUCCAGUCUGUUUGAUGAUGCUCGCCGUUAACUAACCAGUUGUUUUAGCGGAAAAGCAUUUGACACUUUUUAAUUUUAACCUGCAUGCCAAUUUGAAUAGUUGUACUAGUUUAGAAUAUGUCUACUUUUUAUAUGCUUUUAAUUUUCAAUAAUAUAAUAAGCGUGCAUUGGUAAUUGGAAAAUCACUGUACAUAAACACAUCACGGUUAAAAAAAAUAAAAGAUUUUCUAUUAAUUUUACA
Molecule: messenger RNA, 1948 nt
Organism: Pecten maximus
Lineage: Eukaryota; Metazoa; Mollusca; Bivalvia; Pectinida; Pectinidae
Exons: 1
Coding region: 1-1572 (523 amino acids)
Source: RefSeq, a predicted model, not a curated record